Messenger RNA from Symbiodinium sp. CCMP2456, 678 nucleotides. NCBI's taxonomy places the organism in Eukaryota, Dinophyceae, Suessiales, Symbiodiniaceae. The record is from the annotation of a GenBank genome assembly.
AUGUGGAACUGGGUGAACCACGUUCCGGUGCUUGGUCAUAUCAAGGCGGGAAUCCACCAUGCCGCCGGCGACCACGACAUGGGACAUCAGGCUCUGGAGCAAGCGAACCAUGCAACCAGCCACACGCCUGUGUUGGGCCAUGUAAAAGUUGCCGUGCAUCAAGCUGCCGGUGAUUUUGACCAGGCCCAUGAGACGCUUGAAAAAGCGAAUCACAGCACAAGCUAUACUCCAGUCCUCGGACAUGUGAAGGCUGCCGUGCACGCAGCCGCUGGGCAUCAUGAUCUGGCCAAGGAGACUUUCGACAAAGCCAAUGCCACCUUCGCGCCCGUUAUGACCAUGGCUUUGGUGGCAUUGUGUGUAUCUCUACCAGAUGCACUUGUGCUGGCGAUAGUCGCUAGUGCAGCUGAAGGAUUGCGUCCGGUGCGUUUGCCGGAUCAUGAAGCCGUCCCGGGAGAAACUGAGGGCCGCAGCCCCGAAGUCGUCCCGAGAAAACCGGUCAGCGACGAUGAGUCGCCGCGGCUGUACCACUUGUUGGACGUGUUCCAUGCACUUUUCAACUCUGGGUUGCUGUCGGAGCCGGAAUUUCAGGACAUUCGACACAGGAUUUUGAACGAGGUUAACCCGGGCUCAGUGCAUCAGGUGCGCUUGCUGAAGAUUCAAGCACAAGGAGAGACUUGA